AUGCCCCUAGGGGCUCUCCCAGAGGUGUUGGGGCCCAAGGGACCAACGAAGUGUGGUGGCACGUACAGGAACCCUCUCAGGGGCGGCGACCCCGCCAGGGACACCCCCAGGUCCCCCAGGAGUGGUGGCGUCUCCGUGUACCCUUUCCGGUACCCUCCAAGAGGCCCUCUCAAGGGCGGUGGCGCCACCUUGGACCCUCCCAGGGGUGGCGGUAUUCCCAGGGACCCUCCCACGUGCUGCGGCGCCUCCAGGGACCCUGAUAGGGGCGGCGGCACCCCAGGAACUCCCCCACAAAAGGCUGCGCCCCCAAGGAACGUACCAGGAGCGGCGGCGCUCCCAGUGACCCAUCUAGGGAUGGCGGCGACCCCUGGAAAUCUUCCAGAGAAUGCGGCGCCCUCAGGAAUCCUCCCAGGAACAGCGGCGCCCGGAAGGACUCUCGCAGGGGCAGAGACGCCCCCAGUGACCCUCCCAGGGGAGGCGAGACCUCCAUGGACCCUCCCAGGUGCGGCGGCGCUCCUAUAG
This is a messenger RNA of Homarus americanus (American lobster), 522 nucleotides long. Its product is annotated as proline-rich protein HaeIII subfamily 1-like. Bases 1 to 522 code for a protein of 173 amino acids. NCBI's taxonomy places the organism in Eukaryota, Metazoa, Arthropoda, Malacostraca, Decapoda, Nephropidae. The transcript is spliced from 2 exons. The record is from RefSeq and is a predicted model, not a curated record.